Molecule: messenger RNA, 534 nt
Organism: Fusarium subglutinans
Lineage: Eukaryota; Fungi; Ascomycota; Sordariomycetes; Hypocreales; Nectriaceae
Exons: 3
Coding region: 1-534 (177 amino acids)
Source: RefSeq, a predicted model, not a curated record
AUGAACAAAACAACGCCUCCACUUCACGUGAAUUGUGGUAACUACUCUAUCUGGGUCCACAACUCAUUCGACCCUGACAUUAAGGGUCACGAAGAGAGUGCAAAUGACAUCCCAGCUUUGGAGAAGCGCAGCUGGGAGGAGGACGCAGACGCGAACGACAGAAUGCCCAACAGCCUCAAAAAGAAAACUAACAAUCCCUCGCCAUUCGCCGACGGAGCUGAUGCCUUUAUUGAGUGGACCAAUAAGAACAAGGGUGGCUGGAGAAUUGGAGUUCAGGACGCUUACUACAGCACCGAUAUUCUGAUCGGGGGCAGCAACACGGGUGCAAGCAUGAGAUUCUUAGUCCGAAAGGAACAAGGUCGUGUUGUUAUCCUCGGGACUAAGGAUGUUGGGGAUGCCGUUGGUGGGGCCUAUCACAAAUUCAAGAAGACAAUUAAGGGUGUGGCACGUAUGGCUGGCAAGGGACAGAUGAAAUGCUGGAAUGGGGAUGGCGACUAUAAGAACAUGCUUCAUUGGGAGAUUGACCGAAGCUGA